CUUCCAUCCAUCCAUGCUUGUGUACGGUCAUCCGUGGUGGAUUCCGUUGAGUAAAUAAAGAUUCACUGGCGGCUCAGUCGUUCUCCCUCUCGGUUCACUAUUUUUUCACAAAAUUCUCGAAUUUCAACCUCCCGUUUUUUCUCUCUCCUCCCUUCAGCAGCCGCACUGCACUUCUACUCUCUUUCUCCCUUUACUACCUCCACCUUCUAGGGAUUCGCCGCCGCCUCUUCAGAACCAUCGUAGCCGCUUCCCGAACUGGAACCUCUCCGUGCUCCAUCUACCGCCGCCGCUGGCCACUGGCUUCGUUGAUUAGUCCCAAACCCCUCCACUUCCCCGCGUCACUUCACGCCCCGCGUGGAAACCAAUCCCCGAUCAUGUUCACAAUCCCUUUGACCUAGCUAACGCGGCGUCUGGUUAGGGUUAUGAAUUGCAGUCCGAAAUUUGUACGAUUAGGGCAGGGCUGAUUGCUUAGUUGGAGGUGUCAGGGGUGGUUGGAUUUGUUGGCUUCAUUUUGGAUGGCAUUGGGGGAUUUAAUGGUGUCCAGGUUCUCGCAUUCUUCGGCCACCCUGGUUUCUAGCCACUUGGAGGACUUCGCCCAUCACGAUGAAGGGGAGACUGGAAGUAGCAACCAGAUUAGAAUUAGGGACUCUUUGGAGACUGCUCGCAGUAGCUAUGGCGGCAGUGCUGACAAUGCCUCCACUUCGAUGACGACGACAACAAGCAUGGCAUAUCUGCCGCAUACUGUAGUGUUUUGUGAGCUUAGGCAUGAUGGAUUUGAAGAAUGCAGGCCAUCUGGGCCACUGGAAAGCGGGCUGGUUUCCAAAUGGCGUCCAAGGGAUAGAAUGAAGACAGGAUGUGUUGCUCUUGUGAUGUGUUUAAACAUUAGUGUUGAUCCCCCUGAUGUUAUCAAGAUAUCACCUUGUGCUCGUAUGGAGUGCUGGAUUGAUCCAUUUUCGAUGGCUCCACAAAAAGCACUUGAAUCAAUUGGGAGGACUUUAAACCAGCAAUAUGAGAGGUGGCAGCCUAGGGCCCGCUAUAAAAUUUCAUUAGAUCCCACUGUUGAAGAAGUAAAAAAACUUUGCACAACAUGCCGCAAAUAUGCAAAAUCAGAAAGAGUUCUUUUUCACUAUAAUGGGCACGGUGUACCAAAGCCAACUGCGAAUGGUGAAAUAUGGUUAUUUAAUAAGAGUUAUACGCAGUAUAUCCCUUUGCCAGUCAGCGACCUGGAUUCUUGGUUGAGAACCCCAUCAAUAUAUGUUUUUGACUGCUCUGCAGCUGGAAUGAUUGUCAAUGCCUUCAUAGAGCUUCAGGACUGGAAUGCCUCUAAUUCUUCUGCGCCUUCAACAAGGGAUUGCAUUUUGCUUGCUGCAUGCGAAGCGCAUGAAACUCUUCCUCAAAGUGCCGAGUUUCCUGCUGAUAUUUUUACUUCAUGCCUUACGACACCCAUUAAAAUGGCAUUGCGAUGGUUUUGCACUCAAUCUUUGUUGCGCGACUCACUUGAUUACUCACUCAUAGAUAGAAUUCCUGGUCGGCAAACUGACCGGAAAACACUUCUUGGGGAACUGAACUGGAUAUUUACAGCGGUUACAGACACAAUUGCUUGGAAUGUUCUUCCCCAUGAUCUAUUUCAGAGAUUGUUUCGGCAAGAUCUCUUAGUUGCGAGUUUGUUUCGAAAUUUCUUACUUGCUGAAAGAAUAAUGCGCUCAGCAAAUUGUUCACCAAUUUCAUACCCGAUGUUGCCACCUACCCAUCAGCAUCAUAUGUGGGAUGCAUGGGACAUGGCUGCUGAAAUAUGCCUUUCUCAGCUUCCAACAUUAGUUCAGGAUCCCAAUGCCGAGUUUCAAUCAAGUCCAUUUUUCACUGAGCAGUUGACAGCUUUUGAGGUCUGGCUGGAUCAUGGAUCAGAGCACAAGAAACCUCCAGAGCAGUUGCCUAUAGUGCUUCAGGUGUUACUCAGUCAAUGCCAUCGGUUUCGUGCUCUGGUGCUUCUUGGAAGAUUUUUGGACAUGGGACCUUGGGCUGUUGAUCUGGCAUUAUCUGUGGGUAUAUUCCCAUAUGUUUUAAAGCUGUUGCAAACAACCACUCCAGAACUUAGGCAAAUUCUUGUCUUCAUAUGGACAAAGAUUCUUGCACUUGAUAAGUCUUGUCAGGUUGAUCUCGUAAAGGAUGGUGGACAUACAUAUUUCACCAGGUUUCUCGAUAGUAUUGAUGCGUAUCCAGAGCAGAGGGCCAUGGCUGCAUUCGUCUUGGCAGUCAUUGUGGAUGGUCACAAACGGGGGCAGGAAGCCUGUAUUGAAGCUGGCCUUAUACAUAUCUGCCUAAAACAUCUUCAAGCAUCAGCACCAAAUGAUGCACAAACUGAACCUCUUUUCCUUCAAUGGUUGUGUCUAUGUCUAGGGAAACUAUGGGAAGAUUUCACUGAGGCACAAAUGAUUGCUCUACAGUCUGAUGCACCCACAAUAUUUGCACCUUUGCUUUCUGCACCCCAACCCGAGGUCCGUGCUGCUGUUGUGUUCGCACUAGGCACUUUGCUGGACAUUGGGUUUGGUACCUCUAAGGAUGGUGUUGGGGGAGAGGAAGAGUGUGAUGGUGAUGAAAAAGUCAGGGCUGAAGUUAGUAUUGUUAAGAGCCUUUUAAGUGCUUUCUCGGAUGGAAGCCCAUUGGUUAGGGCAGAGGUUGCAGUAGCAUUGGCACGCUUUGCAUUCGGGCAUAAUAAGCACCUAAAGUCUGUUUCAGCCUCUUACAUGAAACCUCAGAGCAAUUCUGUGCUUACUUCUUUGCCUUCUUUUGCUGUCAAGAGUUCUGGCAGUGGCUAUACAACGCCAACUCAUUAUGUGCCUUAUGGAAGUAUCAUUCCAUCUUCGAUAGCUCCCUUAUUGAGAAUUGGAGGUGAAAACCAAUCUGCUACUCGGGAUGGGAGAGUCUCUGCUAGCAGCCCCCUUGCUGCACCAAGUAUAAUGCACGGCUCUCCCUUGUCUGAUGAUUCAUCACAACAUUCUGAUUCUGGAUUAUUAAAUGACCCAAUUAACAAUGGCACUUUGAACCGUACAAGAGCACUAGAUAAUGCAUUGUAUUCUCAGUGUGUGUUAGUUAUGUGUACCCUGGCAAAGGAUCCAUCACCCCGCAUUGCAGCCCUUGGCCAGCGUGUCCUGUCCAUUAUCGGUAUUGAGCAAGUGGUUGCAAAACCUGUCAAGCCUACUAGUGAAUUUGCUGCAGCUCCUAGCACCAGUUUUGCUGGGCUGGCUCGAUCAUCUUCAUGGUUUGACAUGAAUGGAGCCAGUCAUCUGCCUUUAACAUUCAGAACUCCUCCGGUUAGUCCUCCUCGUGCCAGUUACAUGACGGGACUCCGGAGAGUUUGUUCACUCGAGUUUAGGCCACACUUGAUGACCUCUCCAGACACUGGGUUGGCUGACCCACUUUUGGGCUCAAGCGGACCUUCUGGAACUUCUGAGCGCAGUUUUCUACCACAAUCGACCAUAUAUAGUUGGAGCUGUGGUCACUUCUCAAAGCCGCUUCUAACUGCGGCUGAUGACAGUGAAGAGAUGAUUAGUAGAAGAGAAGGGAGAGAAAAGAUGGCCCUUGACUUGAUCACAAAAUGCCAACACUCUUGUGUGAGCAAGCUGCAUAAUCAAAUUGCCAGUUGGGAUACAAGAUUUGAAACUGGUACCAAAACUGCCUUGUUGCAGCCAUUCUCACCAUUCGUGAUUGCAUCAGAUGACAGUGAAAGGAUCAGGGUAUGGAAUUAUGAAGAGGCAACCCUGCUGAAUAGCUUUGAUAACCACAGCUGCCCUGACAGAGGAAUCUCAAAGCUGUGCUUUGUGAAUGAACUUGAUGAAUGUUUGCUUCUUGUUGCCUCAAGUGAUGGCAACAUCCGCAUCUGGAAGGAUUAUGCAUCAAGAGGCCGGCAAAAGUUGGUCACCACAUUUUCUUCAAUUCAGGGUCACAGAGUGGGUAUGCGUAAUGUGAAUGCUGUGGUUGAUUGGCAGCAGCAAUCUGGUUGCCUGUUCGCAUCCGGUGAAAGUUCAUCAAUAUUAACUUGGGAUUUGGACAAAGAGCAGCUUGUAAAUACCAUUCCGUCAUCCUCUGAGUGUAGCAUUUCUGCAUUGUCCGCUUCACAGGUUCAUGGAGGUCAAUUUGCAGCUGGUUUUGUGGAUGGAUCUGUUAGGCUCUUUGACAUCCGAAUGCCACACAUGCUUGUUGCUACAACUCAACCACAUACCCAAAGAAUAGAAAGAGUUGUAGGAAUUGGCUUUCAACCUGGACUGCAACCAGCUAAGAUUGUGAGUGCAUCUCAGGCUGGGGACAUCCAAUUUCUUGAUGUGAGGAAUGUGAAGGACGCAUACCUAACAAUUGACGCACAUAGGGGAUCACUGACGGCUCUAGCUGUUCAUCGGCAUGCACCACUCAUAGCUAGUGGCUCAGCAAAGCAACUCAUCAAGGUGUUCAACUUGGAGGGUGAGCAGUUAGGCACCAUACGGUAUCUAUCCACUUUCAUGGCACAAAAGAUUGGGUCCGUGAGAUCCCUGGCAUUCCACCCGUAUCAAGUCCUCCUUGCAGCCGGUGCUUCAGAUUCUUGCGUCUCUCUGUAUGCUGAUGAUGUCACUCUCCCAAGAUGACAUAAGCUUCCUAAACAGACCCCCAAGUUCGAGUUGACAUUUGAAUACCUAUCAAUCCAUCUGACGAUUAGGUUGUCGCCCCAUUUGUGUAUGUUGUCAUAUUCGUUGAGCCUCCCUUGACAUACUCAUCGAAGUUGGUUGGGUGUCUCGACCCUCAUCUUCAGAGGCUUGUCUAAUAAUUUGAUGCAUAGGUAAAGAAAGAUGUAAAUAUCUCCCCCAUCUCCCACCCCCUCUGUUAUUUAGUUCCUGUUGAUUUAGUGUGUUGCUUUUAUCAUAUUGAAACCCCGUUCACCUGUAUAGAUCAACUGGUCU
Molecule: messenger RNA, 4928 nt
Organism: Cuscuta epithymum
Lineage: Eukaryota; Viridiplantae; Streptophyta; Magnoliopsida; Solanales; Convolvulaceae
Source: the annotation of a GenBank genome assembly